UCACUGGAAAAUGAGCUGCGAGGACUAGACCAGGUUUACCGAUCUAUUUUCUCUAUUAGUGAGGACUACGACCAAAGAUGUUGAAGAUUUUCCUUUUUUCGAAAACUAGAUGAGCCGCUUGGUGUUCAAGAACGUUUGAUGCUUCGGGCGUGUACCUGUAGUUUACACUCUGGAACCGUCUUUUCAAUCUAAUAUACACGGUUCCUGCUUGGAGGUAUUGGUGAUUCAAUGCUUCUAGACACGGAAGCCUGUUAGGCGAAAGCUUAUUUUUUCUGUCUACAACCAUUUGAACCAUUUAGAUGACUUAUCAAGGUCGUCUGGUAUUUGAGCUAUCCUUGCUCGAUUGUUACGCCUAGCUUCCGUUUUGCAAAAGUCAGUCCAGCAUCGGAUUUUGGUUAAUUCGUCCAACGCUCGUAUUUCUUUUGAUUUUUAACCACAAAAAUAUUUGGGACUUCGGUUCUUAACUAACAACCAAUCAUCUGUUACAUUAUGAACUAUUAUGAGCUCAACAUUGAGGUAAGUGACUCACAAUGGGUGGAUGUAGACAGAACUUCGGUCUCGAUUUUCUGUAGAGCCUACUGAGUAGGGUUGUGCCAUACGUUGACGAUAAUUUGCACUUAUCAUCCAUUACGUCAUGGUUGGUCACGUAAAAGCAUCCUUCAUUAUCUGUUUAAGUUACAUGUUACCUAAACAUCUAUUCAAACCGAUAAGUGGGUAAGUUGGGAAGAAUGGUGAGAUCAUAAUUAGAGAUAUAUAAAGGAGCUUAGUUUUGGUAAAACAUAGGUUUCUGAGUGUACUGCACAACAGACCAACCAAAUUAUAGUAAGUGUCGAUGUUGAACACCUCAACAUAGCGGUGGGUUGAUUGCCAGAAAAUUUACCUAUCUAGUUGGUUUCAUAUUCUAAUCCUGCUACACUUACUUCAACUUGAGCUGCCGGGUGCCAUUAUUACUGCUAACAAGAAAUGUGUAAUUGCUGAGUACAUAAAAGAUAAACUUGCCCUUUUACAGAUUUGGUGGAUUCCUCAAGCAUAGGAAAGGUUGUUUACGAUGGCAGUGAGUUGGCUGUUUUGAGCUCGUUGUUUGAUAAAACUUCUAAGUAUGGGCAUGCAAAGUUAAAAAUAUUCAUUCGGAAUCUCAAUUUACCCCCAUCACAUCCCAUACGUAAAAGUCUUUGGUCACAGCUUUUAUCCACCAAAUAUUCCAUUAAUUUACAGAUUUCCGACUCAAGCAUCCAUAGUAAUGAUAUUUUAACAACCAGUGUUACAAACAUUGAUGGUUCAUCAUUAUUGGCUGGUUACGAGUUUUCCAAUCAAAUGUUAUUGCCAACUUUUUUCUUAAAUACACUUGGUCAAAAUUGUUUACGGACAAUAUUACAUAAUAUUUUUAUUGACCGCCCGGAACUUGUUUAUGCUCCACAACUAUGGCCGUUGACAGCAUUAUUUCUACACUAUAUGCCUAUUACAGUUGUACGUAAAUGUAUACUCACUUUAUUGGAUCAACCUGGUAUUUUAAUUCAAACAAAAUCUGAUUGGAAAGAACAUUGUUUAUCAUUAGAAGAGUUGGCCUAUUUAUGUAAUCUUUUACGAAGAGAUAGUCAGAAACGUACCAUAUUGAUGACUUCCAAAUCAAAUGAGAAAAAUGUUAGUGCCACCUGUAAAGAAGAUGAAAGACGACUUCAGUUGGCCCGUUGGUGUUUAUUACUGUGGAAGUUACCUUUCGAACAUCUUGUUUGUUUAAUUGAUAGCUUUUUGUUAGAAGGACCGAAAGUGUUCUAUCGUGCUGGUUUAGUUAUUCUUAAAGCCUCCUUAAGUGGAAAGUAUUCAAAGAUUAGCAGUGAAACCAAUGGAAUCGGGAGGAAUGUUGGUGAUUAUUCUCAUGGGUUUGUGUAUGAUGAAGAAAUAUUCAAACAUAUCCCAUUGACACCAUCAAAGCUAAUGAGAAAAAUGUUCUCACUGCGUGGUGUGAGUCGGAUGAAAAUUUCUCAGGCAAUCAAAAGUGUUCAGUCUCUCCAAGUGAAUUUUGAUGUUGACAAACAGCUAAUUCAACCAUGUAAUAAAAGCGGAAAGAAUACAUUCGCUGCUUACUUACUUGGUGGUGACGCUGAAAAACAAAUUCAUCCGUCUGAAUGUGUAUCGAGUAAUGAAUUAGCUUCAAUUAUCACAUCGAUUGAUGAUCGCAAAUAUUCCUGUUUAUUCAAACCGUAUCGAGUAUUUUCAUCUAAUGUAGAUGGUAAUAGCCUGCGUACAUUUUAUGCUAAGGCAGCAGAGACAGAAAAUCCUGCAACAAUUCUAUUGGUACGUAGUUUGUCAAGGAAUAGUAUUAUUGGAGCUUUUUGUUCAGAUAGAUGGCAACCUCGUGUUGAAUCUGUUUACUAUGGAAAUGGUUUAUGCUUUCUAUUUCGCAUUAAACCUGGUCCAUUUGUUAUAUAUAGGUGGAUCGGAUCAAGUUCUGAUGAUGAAAAGAUUAUACAUUCCAUACAACACCAACGUUUUCAACGAGCUUCAAAUAAUGGUAUAGAAAUUGGUGGCAGUAUAAGUAAGGGACCUCCAGGUUUAAGCUUGGAUAGUUGUCUCACAACGGCUUCAAGUGGUCCAACUCUAACUUUUUCUAAUCCUUGCUUGAUUACUGAUCCAGCUGAUUUAACACAAACAGUUCAGUGUGAAAAUGGACAAAUUGGUUGUAUGUUCACUGUUGGAUUGGUCGAACUAAUUGGUUUUCAUGAUCUCUAAACCGUUUGAAAUUGCAUAAAUUAUUGGAUUUAUCUUCAAAUCAUCUUAUGAUAUUUUUUUAAAAUAAAAUUUUUCUUGAUCUGUUUAUUUAUUACAUCAUUAGCCUGUUUUAUAUAUGCGUGUAUGAGAGAGAUAUUUAUAAUUCUUUUUUUUGUUUUUCCUAUUUGUUUAUUAUCGGUCUUUGUAUAACAUAUAUUUAUGUAGUUGUAGACAAAUACAUUUGGGCAACUAACUACCUAUUUAACUAUGAUCUGUGUUAAAUGAAAACAUUCCUAUGCGAAAAAUACACAACACAAAUGAUAAUGAUUAUGUAUAUUCAUUUCUUUAAUUUUCUAUUACUACUUCUGCUACUACUAUUACUAUUACUACCGCUAAUAUUCUCAUUAAAACCUAAAUGAUGUGCAAUUUAUUGUCUUUUUAUUGUCAAUCCUGUGCAAAACUCAUUUAUUUUAUUAUUUGUUUGUUUUUCUCUAGUCAUAUUCUCUUGCUCAAUCAUACCAAUACUUAUUUACUUGUUAAUAUUUAUUCAAACUAAGAAAAAUAACUGAUUUAUUUACUACUUAAUAGAAAUUUAUUUUAUUUGGAGUUUUGCAAACUUCUGUUUCUCAGUCAUUAAAAAUGAAUAAAUACAUAUAUGUUUAUUUUUAA
Schistosoma haematobium is the source of this 3378-nucleotide messenger RNA. RefSeq lists its product as uncharacterized. The transcript has 6 exons. The record is from RefSeq and is a predicted model, not a curated record. Lineage: Eukaryota; Metazoa; Platyhelminthes; Trematoda; Strigeidida; Schistosomatidae. The coding region runs from base 1315 to 2730 and encodes 471 amino acids.